This is a messenger RNA of Alnus glutinosa, 375 nucleotides long. RefSeq names its product FRIGIDA-like protein 4b. NCBI's taxonomy places the organism in Eukaryota, Viridiplantae, Streptophyta, Magnoliopsida, Fagales, Betulaceae. Bases 1 to 375 code for a protein of 124 amino acids. The transcript has a single exon. The record is from RefSeq and is a predicted model, not a curated record.
AUGGACGCUCUUGGGUUUUGGAGGUUCAUCACUGGGAAGAAGAAAGAGUUGGACGCGUUGAGGGCUCAAAUGCCUCUGGCUCUGGCCGAGUGCGUGGAUCCACCGAGGUUCGUGCUGGAAUCGAUAUCGAAGGUGUUUCCGGUGGACAAGAGGGUGGAGAAGAGAGAUAGAGUACUGAAUGAUUUGGGCUGGGCCUACAUUCUGGUGCUGGAGUCGCUGAUACCGGUGGUGGUGGAUCCGAUGAUCGGGAAGUCAAGGCUGCUGGUGACGCCGAGCGUGAAGGAGCGCGCCAAGGAAAUAACCGAGACAUGGAAGGCGAGCCUAGAGGAGUGCCGUGGGAUCGAGAACAUGAAGACCGGCCCUCAAGCUUGUUAG